GCUCGUCCUCGGCGCGUCGCGGUGCGCGCGCUGACGUCACCGCUCGAUAAUGGCUGCCGCCGCCCGGUCCCCUCUGCCCCUCCGGCCGACCCAGCUCAGUCUCUCGUCAACCCGCGACCGCAGCGAGUGCUUCUAGACGCCGCCGCGCAACUGCGUUACAUGUGAUACCAGUGAUCCCGUGUACCAUGGUGACAGUGUUUUAUUCGACAAAAAUAAACAAGUGACAAUUUUUCAAAGCGAAUAUCGCCGAUUACGUUACACACCAGGCAUUGAGAUGUCGGUGAUGCAGAAGAGGCAGCACUGCUAUUUGUGCGAUCUUCCCCGGAUGCCAUGGGCGAUGUUGCACGAAUUCUCGGAGCCAGUGUGCCGUGGAUGUGUUAAUUAUGAGGGUGCAGAUAGGAUAGAGGUUGUUCUCGAUACGGCGAGGCAGCUGAAACGCGCGCACGGAUUCCAGGAAGGUCGGGGACCGACACAUGCGAAAGGAGCUCACCGUGCUCCAUUGGAAGCGCAUCAGAACGGUGCAGAAUCAUCAGCAAGAGGUCAGCCGGCCCCGCCAGCGCAUCACGCUCCCACAGCUGGAUUUACGCUGCAUCAUUCACGGCCGGCAACAAACGCUGGACUGCUAGCGGAGUACGGGAGUCGGCGGGAGGAACACGAGAGCCGGCGACUUGCCCACCUGCCCCUGGCGCACUUGCCAACGCACGGUGGUGCCCGCCUUGCUCCCGGUCUCACGCUCAAAAGGCCCCUGGACGAUGAUGAUCACCAGAAUCAUCAUGAACCAGCGAAAAGGCUUUUGGAAGAGCACUCCCGCCCGCCCCUAACUCGUGGCGAGUCCUUGCCCGCUGUUUCCUUGGCUGCUCCGUUUGCACCUGAUCGUGUUUUCAAACAAGAAAAGCACCCACUGCGCACACCAUCAUUUGACGCAGCUUUCAAAACUAACGGUUAUGGAAAUAGUGCUCCAUUAACGAAUGGUUCAGCCGGAUCUCCUUUGGGCCGCACAGCAGGAUCUCCCCCAGUCACGGGAGCUGGAGCCGGUCCAUCACCAAUGGCCGCUCUUAUGUCAGUGACCGACACAUUACCACCCGGAUCGCCGAGGUCCGCUGGAGGGUCACCCCCACAGCCGCCACCCCAGCGAUCAGCUAGUCGCUCCAGCCAGCAUUCACCCAAUUCUUCAGGGUCGAACGGCGGGCGGCGGUCGUCGGGCUCGCGACAUGUGUCGUCGACGACGUCAGUUUCUUCCACGGAGGCUGGUGAAGGCACUGAAGCGGCAGCCCCAGCGCCAGCCCCUCUGCUGAAAUGCACCCUGUGCCAAGAGCGCCUGGAGGACACACACUUCGUGCAAUGCCCGAGUCAACCGCAUCACAAAUUCUGCUUCCCGUGUUCCCGGGAUUCAAUCAAGAGACAGCAAGGAUCUGAGGUUUACUGUCCAAGUGGCGAGAAAUGCCCGUUGGCGAACUCGACCGUACCGUGGGCUUUCAUGCAGGGCGAGAUCGCAACAAUCCUAGGAGAGGAAUUCAAACCCAAGAAAGAGCGGGAAACCUAGGGCAGCGUGCCGCCGCGUAGACUUUAUCUCUUGUCCCUCUCGCUGUGAACUGACCAGGGGAGGAGUGUCGGGCGGCCGCUUGGCGCCGACAAGCGCAUCGCGCACUUUUCUCGCGGCCCGGGGCUGGGCCCGCCGCGAUUGGAACACUUGUAUAUAGAUUUGUAAAUAACGUAAGGUUUAGUUGGCGCCCAACGGUGCCUCGGAAUGGGCUCUCCGCGACCCCAGCGGCCGGAGUGUGAUGGACCGUAUUCAGCGUAAUGGAUCCGCAAGCAUAAACCAUCUCGGAAAUCGGAUGUUUUCAUGUUUUAAUCUGUGAGUUAUGCAAUAUUCUGAAUAUAGUACAUAUCCGUUUUCGAAUCAUUUUACGAUUAUUGUCUCGUUGUAAAAAGUCGAUUUAACAAUAGUUUUAUGAUCUGAAGUGCUUCUCGUUAACAGAAGUAGGUCUGGCAUUUUUUAAUCGAGAACUCUUCGGAUGCCAUUUUCUUAGUUACCUUUAGGUCCUGAACCAUAGUGAACUUGGCAUUUAUUUAUGUGAUUUUAUAUACUGUACGAGUAUUAUACUAUAUAAUAAUGAUCAUGACAUUUUAUGUAGUUGAUUACUGACUGUAAAAAUGUAGUUACGAAUAUUGGAAGCGCAUCGCUCUUUGUACAGACAUUAGCACUUAUAUUUAAAAUAUAUUAAUUGCAUACGGCGCAUAAAUAAUUUUCUUAUUUUCUUGUAUUGGAAGCGAUUUUUCCCGAGUGGCUCGAGUUCCGUUAAUGUAUCUUAUUGGACGACAUUCGGCCUGGACACGAUUCAAGUUUCGUUAGUUGCGUAGAAGUUAUCGUUGUUUUCAAAUUGGAAAUUAAAUCGAAAUUGGAUUGUAAACUCGUUUCGCUCCGCAGAGCACUAAGCGUUUGGGUUGAUUAUUUUGUAAGGUUAAGUGUGGUUUGGUCGGCUGCAGUAUUAGCGAGACGUGCGCACGCGUCGGGGCGCGCCUAGUCAUUUUGUGAAAUGUCAAUCUGAUCCGCGAUCGCGCGGCCGUUAUAGGAACUCUUAAAACUCGCUGCUAUAUUUGUAUAAAGUGAAGUAAUUAUCAUUAUAUUAUUAUCAUUAUAUAUGUCAUAAUGUUAUUACAGUUAGUGUGUCAAUUUCGAAGGCUAUCAGAUGGCGGCCGGUUGGCUUUUUCGUUUUCGCUUCGGCCUCGUAGCAUGAGAAUUGUUUCGAUAUCUGUUCGACAGAUGACGCGUGUUAAUAAAUCGGUUUAGCUGUUUAUCUAUCGUUGUAUAAGUACAAUUUGUGGGGCGUUGCCGUCCCGCUUCGGACGUUUCGUGUUCGAGUUCGGUCGAUUUAUUAAUGUGUGUUGCAUAUAAAGUAAAGGUUAGGUGUGUCGGGGGUCGGGGGCUCGCGUGCUCGCGCAGUCGCCGACGUGGGGCAGUCAACAGUACAAUGUAUCGUUUCCAGCACAGUGGAACAUCGCGAUUAUCUAGUGUCAUAUCCGUCAGACGCGACAUGACCUUAUCUAUACUGUUUAGCAGGUUCAAUUAAAUUGACAUGUCCAUUAUUUAUUUUAGAUUCGUGUACAUAUAUCUACGGUACUUUGUAUAUAAUAAAAGUUGUAAAUAAUAAUGAUUUAAUGGGUUCUAGCCGCUAGAUUAUUCAAGGCUAUCCAGUCAGUAUUACUAAGUACUGUGAGUCUUGUAGUUAUUUAUAAAUCACAUUUAACUUGCAAUCGAUUUUGUUUUAUUCAACGUAAAUAUUUCUAUAAACGCUGUAUUUAUGGUGAGAUCGAAAUUAUGUACGUUUAUUUAUUGAAACGCCACAAUGGCGUGUUUUAUUGCUUUUCUGUUUGUAUAACUGUCUAACAAAAAUGUUGUUAAUUUAUAUUUAACGUUUUCUGAUAGAUUCGAAAUUGAUGUAUCUCUUGUACGCUGCCCAAUGUUUGGGGUCUUGUCUGUAUACUUUAAAUAUUCAAGUAGGUGACACGUAUUUGUUACAGUUAACUCUGAGUAUUAAUUGCAGCAAAUGCAUGUGAAGCGUAUUAUCCACUGACGGGGUCUGAGCACAAAGAGUGCAAAAUUUUCUUUCUCUUUCAUACUUUUAAUGUAUGCAUAUAUGAGUUGUCAAAAUUUGUUUUUAUCGUUUUCGUUUUCGCUCGCUUUAUUACUGAUUAAUUGAGCUACACAUGAAUGCGUACAUUUAAUGUAUUUAAGUUUUAGUCCGCCUCUAUCGAUAGGCUCGUAAUAAGAUUCUCGACGAUCGAGUUGUAUCUUUCUUACUGCAAGCAAGUGAAAUGCUUCGAUUAAGACGUUAUUGUAAAUGUUGGUGAAAUACAAUUGAUGUGAUUUUGUAA
Messenger RNA from Zerene cesonia (dogface butterfly), 3876 nucleotides. It is a transcript of the gene Pits, whose product is annotated as interferon regulatory factor 2-binding protein 1. Gene Ontology annotation, cellular component: nucleus. The record is from RefSeq and is a predicted model, not a curated record. Gene Ontology annotation, molecular function: transcription corepressor activity. Bases 275 to 1543 code for a protein of 422 amino acids. Gene Ontology annotation, biological process: regulation of transcription by RNA polymerase II. NCBI's taxonomy places the organism in Eukaryota, Metazoa, Arthropoda, Insecta, Lepidoptera, Pieridae. The transcript has 4 exons.